Molecule: messenger RNA, 1573 nt
Organism: Cervus elaphus (red deer)
Lineage: Eukaryota; Metazoa; Chordata; Mammalia; Artiodactyla; Cervidae
Gene: ZCRB1
Product: zinc finger CCHC-type and RNA binding motif containing 1
Exons: 9
Coding region: 145-933 (262 amino acids)
Biological process (GO): mRNA splicing, via spliceosome
Cellular component (GO): U12-type spliceosomal complex
Molecular function (GO): RNA binding; zinc ion binding
Source: RefSeq, a predicted model, not a curated record
CUCGUCUCUUGCGCCUGACCCUUCCCGGGACCCGUGAUGCCGAGGCAGCUGCAAGGAGCGACGAACGGUCGGGGUUGAGCCCCAAGUGAGCUGAGGGCUCGCGCUCUUCUGGCCCUAUCCCCCGGGCCCGCCCCACUUGAAGAAAUGAGUGGUGGAUUGGCCCCAAGUAAAAGCACAGUGUAUGUAUCCAAUCUGCCCUUUUCCCUGACCAACAAUGACUUAUAUCGGAUAUUUUCCAAGUAUGGCAAAGUUGUAAAGUGGUGCUUUUCUAGCGCUGGCCCUCCGUGCAGUCAGCAGUCAUCCCCUGGCACUGUGCUAGAAGCGGGAGCCCUGCUUUCUCCCCGUUUAUUUAUUUAUUAUCAGCGUGGACUUAAAACUCCCUUCCUUAGGUGGGUUACUAUAAUGAAAGAUAAAGAUACCAGGAGGAGUAAAGGGGUUGCAUUUAUUUUAUUUUUGGAUAAAGACUCUGCACAAAACUGUACCAGGGCAAUAAACAACAAACAGUUAUUUGGUAGAGUGAUAAAAGCAAGCAUUGCUAUUGACAAUGGAAGAGCAGCUGAGUUCAUCCGAAGACGAAACUACUUUGAUAAAUCUAAGUGUUAUGAAUGUGGGGAAAGUGGACACUUAAGUUAUGCCUGUCCUAAAAAUAUGCUUGGAGAACGUGAACCUCCAAAGAAGAAAGAGAAAAAGAAAAAAAAGAAAACUCCUGAGCCAGAAGAAGAAAUUGAAGAAGUAGAAGAAAGUGAAGAUGAAGGGGAAGAUCCUGCUCUUGACAGCCUCAGUCAGGCUAUAGCUUUCCAGCAAGCCAAAAUUGAAGAAGAACAGAAAAAAUGGAAACCCAGUUCAGGAGGUCCUUCAACAUCAGAUGAUUCAAGACGCCCAAGGAUAAAGAAAAGCACAUACUUCAGUGAUGAGGAGGAACUUAGUGAUUAAAAAUAUAUAUAUUAUGUAAAUAUCAUUAAAAAGUUUUUUUUAAGUCUUGGAGUACCAAGUUCCCUUGGGAUUAAAAAUUACUUUUAGAAUUUGAACAUAAGAACACUUAGUACCAAAUACUUUUUUACUUUAGAUAGUUGAUAGGAAGUGGUAAUUUUAUAGUAUCAUGUUUAUCUUGCAUCAAGAUUUGCUAAUAAUCAUUAAUCUUUAAAAUAGUUCAUUUGAAUAAAAAAGAAAAUGUAAUACUAUCAUAACAAUGCUAUCCCAAGAAGAAAGUGAAAGUCGCUCAGUGGUGUCCGACUCUUUGUGACCCCGUGGACUACACAGCUCAUGGAAUUCUCCAGGCCAGAAAUACUGGAGUGGGUAGCUUUUCCCUUCUCCAAGGGAUCUUCCAAACCCAGGGAUCGAACCCAGGUCUCCCGCAUUGCAGGCGUAUUCUUUACCAGCUGAGCCAGAAAGGUAGAUAGUAAAAAGAUUUGAGAAGUUCAUUGUAAAAGUUUAUUCAUGAUUGGUUUAUAUAAGAACUUUUGAAAUAAAUUUCAUCUUUAAAACAAAAACUUCAUAAAGACUGUGGAAAGUUUGGAGUGAUUUAUUGUUACUCAUGUUAAUAAAGUUUUCUCAAGAGACCUUUAUUUUUAAA